AUGGUUAAAAGUAGUUUCUUAGACCCAUUACCUCGAUCUUCGUCAGCUAUUAUGCGUCCAAACGGAUCAGUUAAUAGUAAUAAGCCAUCAAAGCUGUCAUUCAGUAUUAGCCGCUUAUUGGGUGCAAACAGUGACUCUAAUAAAUACAAUCAAAGCGGACAAACAUCUGAAGGUGAAUCUGAGUCUUCAUCCUCAUUGUGCUCUCAAUGUCCUCCAACUGAACCCAAUGGUACCGGCAAUUCAUAUCCAUCGCAAUCAUCACCGGACACUAAAUGUCAUCACUCACAUCGUGUGUCGGUUACUCAAUACGACCCCCUAUCAGGACCGGCAUCUGUCAUACAAGUGCCAGCACACAGACCUCCACCAACUAUGCCUUACACAACUCACUACCCCUGGUUAGGACCUACACCUCCUUCAUUGAUUAAGGAUGGCUUACAAACGGCGACCACUAUAAGUGGCGAUACGUUUGGUAUAUAUAGCUAUUCAGGUAUUCAAAAACCUAUGGGACGAUCACUGCUUGAAUCGCAUUUCCAGUCUCUGGUGGCCUGUCGUACACCUUAUUUAACAGGGUCAAAUGCAAGUGCAACAUCACAAUUAACUAAUGUUAUCAACAGUAAUAAUAUGUUAUCUAAUGGUCUGCCCGGUCAAGUCAACCAUCACCCGCACCCACAUCAUCACCCAUUAGGUCUUCAUUUUGCGACAUCAUUUCCCUGGGCGGCAGCGGCCAGAGGUAAGCCCAGGAGAGGUAUGAUGAGGAGAGCCGUCUUCUCGGAUGCCCAACGACAAGGACUAGAGAAGCGCUUUCAGAUACAAAAGUAUAUCAGUAAACCUGACCGCAAAAAAUUAGCCGAAAAGCUGGGACUUAAAGACUCUCAGGUAAAGAUAUGGUUUCAAAAUCGACGCAUGAAAUGGCGUAACUCUAAAGAAAGGGAACUGUUGUCUUCGGGCGGCACUCGGGAACAGACAUUACCCACAAAAAACAAUCCAAAUCCAGAUUUAAGUGAUCCGAUUACCACACCUGUCACGACCUCAUCCUCACGUUAUACUAACGGAAGUACUACUUUGACUACGACAUCAAAUAACAAUAGUGUGGAUAAAGAGUCUCAACAGAUACCACACAAUAACUUUUCAUCUGUAAUGUCGUUAUCUAAUUAUGAUAUGAAUGUCAAUCGAUUACAGCUAUCAGUUGACAAUCAGAUCAAUACUGACGACGAGUCUGACGAUGAAGAAGAAGAAGACGAUAGCGAUAUUGAGAUCAAUGUUAACGACGAUUAA
Molecule: messenger RNA, 1275 nt
Organism: Oppia nitens
Lineage: Eukaryota; Metazoa; Arthropoda; Arachnida; Sarcoptiformes; Oppiidae
Product: homeobox protein Hox-B3a-like
Exons: 5
Coding region: 1-1275 (424 amino acids)
Biological process (GO): regulation of transcription by RNA polymerase II
Molecular function (GO): DNA-binding transcription factor activity, RNA polymerase II-specific; DNA binding
Source: RefSeq, a predicted model, not a curated record